Messenger RNA from Trypanosoma conorhini, 447 nucleotides. RefSeq names its product 60S ribosomal protein L13a. The annotation marks the transcript as partial. Lineage: Eukaryota; Euglenozoa; Kinetoplastea; Trypanosomatida; Trypanosomatidae. The record is from RefSeq and is a predicted model, not a curated record. The transcript has a single exon. Gene Ontology annotation, cellular component: cytosolic large ribosomal subunit; ribosome. Gene Ontology annotation, biological process: translation; negative regulation of translation. Gene Ontology annotation, molecular function: structural constituent of ribosome; mRNA binding.
AUGGUUCUUCCCAGCCGCCAGAAGGUAGACCGCCGCUCCCGCAAGGGCAGCAAGAAGCACCGCCCCGAGAUUAUUGUCGUGGACCUCAAGGACCACGUGCUGGGGCGCGCCGCCGCCAUCGUCGCCAAGCAGCUUCUGCUCGGCAAGAAGAUCACGGCUGUGCGUUGCGAGCAGCUGACAAUCGCAGGGACGGAGAUCCGCAACAAGAUCAAGUACCUGCAGUUCCUCCGCAAGCGGAAGCUGUCAAACCCGAAGCUUGGCCCCUUCCACCACCGCAGCCCCUCUGACAUCUUCCUGCGUACGGUGCGCUCCAUGCUGCCCCGCUACACCAAGCGCGGCCAGAAGGCGCUGCGCCAGCUCGUCGCGUACGAGGGCGUUCCCACGAAUGUUGUGCGCACCGGUGGCCGUGUGGUGAUCCCCAAGGCGCAGCGUCACUACUGCUACCGC